CAUGAGCAGGGUGCCACCGUCAUUGGUGGCCCCUCUGGAAACGACGGUGGCCAGAGCUUCAGCGCUCCUGUUACCGUCGACACCGACACUGAUGUCAACGAACACAACGAGGAUGAUCACUCUAUCCACCUGAAGCACAAGGAUGUCUACCCUCGUCCUCCCAUCCACUUCGGUGCUCACCCUCCUUUCCGCCGUGCGUACUCUCCUAGCCGCGAGGCUGGCGGUGGCACUGUCAUCGGUGGUCCCUCCGGUGAUGAUGAUGGAACCGAUUACUCGGACCCCACCAACGUCGAUGUGACCACUGGUGUCAACGAGCACCACGAGGACGACCACGCCAUCAAGGGUGACUUCACUGACGUCCACCGUCCUGCUCCUCCUCACCACUCAUGGGCGGACGACGAGGAGGGUCCUUACAGCUACGAGGAGGGUCCUUCCAGCUACGAGGAGGGUCCUUCCAGCUACGAGGCUACCCCCGCCCCUGUUGAGUCUCCCGUCACCGAGAGCUUCGGUGCUGGUGGUUCUCCUCCUGCCCACGCUGAGGUUCCCCAGGCCGCCACUGAGGCUGAAGCUCCUCCCCGCGAAGACCACCAGGAGUGUGCCGCCAAGGUGCACGAGGUUGUCCGCACCGUGACCAAGACCCAGUACCAGACCGUGGACGCCACCCCUGAGGUCCCCAAGCAGUACAAGUUGAAGGCCCAGACCAGCGCUGUCUCCAUGGCCGCUACCCCCCAGAUGUCUGCCCAAGUUGACCCCAAGGUCUUCUCCAACGCUGUCCCACUCUCGGGCUCCGCCUCGUCUGGCGUCCGCUCUUACGCUCCCUACUCCUACGCUUCCCAGCGUCUCAUGAGCCACGCUGCUUCAUACUCCACGGUCCCCGUGCACGUCCCCGUGGCCACCCCUGCCUCCUCUUCCUAUGCCAUGGCCACCCCCUCUGGCAGCAUGGCCAAGAUGAUGCCCACCGGUGUUGAUGCCGUGUCACAUGGAGCCAAGUCGUCCGCAGCUGCAUCUCCCUCCGAGCAUGCUACCAUGUUCGAGGGUGGUGCUGCCCGCCUCUCUGGCGGUCUUCUCUCCGCUGCCGCCGGUGUUAUGGGUGUGCUUGCCUUCAUCCUCUAG
Molecule: messenger RNA, 1113 nt
Organism: Penicillium arizonense
Lineage: Eukaryota; Fungi; Ascomycota; Eurotiomycetes; Eurotiales; Aspergillaceae
Exons: 1
Source: RefSeq, a predicted model, not a curated record